AUGACAACUCCCAAAAUCAGCGCCUCGCAAGAACGUGAAGUUAACAACCAAUACAUCUCCAACGACCCCCAGUCAAAAGAUGUCGGACCGCGAUCGUGCCCAGAUCCGGUGCUUACAGCUUUUGCCCAGAUGGGAACUCUGAAACUAAAUGCGCAGCGAGCAAUCAUUUCGCUCUUCGGCCGGGACAAUCAAUACGUCCUAGCCGAAGCCACGCGAACACUCAGUCUGCAGGACGAUGCCGACCACGACCCAGGGGAUGCGCUGUGGAUAGGGUGCUGUCAGUUAGACUACGAGCGGAGCUUCUGCAAGUACGUUUUCGACCUGUUUACUUCCGGCGACUGGCCGGGGAAGAUUGUCAUGAUGGUACCGAAUCUCAAACAGGAUGCUCGCUUUGCUCAGUCUUGUGAUAUCCAGGGGUUCCCCUACGCGCGCUUUUUCACUUCGGUUCCGAUUAUAUCCCCAAAGGGGGUUGUUAUUGGGGCGUAUACCGUUCUGGAUAAGAAACCUCGGACGGCGCUGGACCCUAAAUUCGCCAAGUUCCUUGGAGACAUGUCAAAAACGGUGAUGGACUAUUUACAAAUGACACGAUUAAGAUCCCAGCAUCACCGGGCCGAACGCAUGAUGGUAGGGAUCGGGAACUUCCUCGAAGGGAAGAGAAAUCUAUGCAACUCCCGGUUGGGAUCCCGGCGGAAAGGACGAACAGCGUCCGAAGACCAAGAUGCGAUGCAAGGGCAGAUCAACCUAGCACAGCAAACAAAGCAUGUGGAUCAUGAGAAAGCGCAAGCAGCCAAAGCUACCAAAGAGAAACCUGCCGCUCACUAUCUGCGACCGUCGACCAAGCCCGAAAUGGAAGCUUCAUCAGAUGGGGGCAGUACUACUGAUUCUCUCUCCGGACAGGUAGCAGAUGCUUUUUCUCGUGCGGCCAAUAUCGCUCGCGAAGCUAUCGAAGUGGAAGGGGUCGCCUAUUUCGAUGCAAAUUUCGGUUCUUACGGUUCGUUAGUUGGUCUUUCACGGUCUGAUUCGGAAUUCAGCGGGUCAGAAAGUUCUACUCUAGGCGACACUGCUCCAAAAAAUGAUUCACACGAUUCAGAAAAAUGGACAAAAUCAUCUGAUAUACUCGCAUAUUCGACAAGCAUGUCAUCCAGCGUCAAUCGCGAAUCUGUCGACAAUAGAGCUCUGGCAAUAUCAGAGACUCUCUUAAAGGGUCUUCUACAUCGGUAUCCGCGAGGCAAGGUCUUCAACUUCUCAGAAGACGGCAUGCUCUCUUCGAGCGACUGUACCGAUGGUGUAUUCCAUGAUUUCUCAAACAACAACAGCAGCAACGCCAGUGCGCAGGACUUGAAGCGGACGAGACAAUACAAGCAAACCCGGCAGAGAGUGCGGCAAAACGACGCAAAAGCAUUGUUGAAAUUAGCCCCCGGCGCCCGAAGUAUCAUAUUCAUGCCCUUAUGGGAUUCGCACAAGAAACGCUGGUACUCGGGGUGCAUUGCCUGGACGCUAAUCCCACAGCGUAUAUUCAGUCUAGGCGAUGAGCUUACCUUCUUUUUCGGCCUUGGGAAUAGUGUCAUGGCAGAAGUCCAUCGCCUGGGAGCAGAAUACGCCGAGCAUGCUAAGUCGGAUCUGCUCUCCAGUCUCAGCCACGAACUAAGGUCUCCGUUGCACGGGGUGUUUGGCACUGUCGAGCUAUUGAGUGAUACUACGUUGUCUGCUUCUCAGUAUUCGAUGAUGCAUGCAAUAAAUUCCUGUGCUAGCACGUUGCUCGAUACGAUUGACCACCUUCUCGAUUACGCCCGUAUCAAUCGAUUUCAACAACCAAACCGAGACCCUACGUCAGGUUAUGUUGGCCGUGAUUUAUCAUCUGCUGACCAAUCGAAGAUCACGACUACCACGAGUAACCCAGUGGCCAAAGAUGUCUCGGACGCCUUCACCGCGAUACAACUGGACUCCAUCCUAGAGCAGGUUGUAGAAAGCGUCUUUGCAGGUUAUGCAUUUCUACAGGACCCAAGUAGCCCUUAUCGAAAACCACCUACGCCAAUGGGUAUCUUUCCGAGGAGCCGUGUACAGGCCGAUUAUUCGGCAGGGAAAGUGAAAGUGAUACUGAUUCUCGAAAACGCUAGCAGUUGGAGGUUCUUAACCGACGCAGGCAAGUGGCGCAUUAUCGUGCUGAACAUUCUCGGAAACGCCCUCAAGUUCACGUCAAGCGGAUACGUCUGUGUCACCUUAGACGCUUGUCCUUUGGUCGAUGACCAAUAUGACCCUGGCAAGCCUGAAGAAUCUCAGGUCACUCUCACCGUGGAGGAUACCGGAGUUGGCAUUUCCAAACGAUACGCACGAGAGGAACUGUUUACAGCAUUUUCCCAGGAAAACGCCCUGUCCAGUGGCAACGGCCUUGGUCUACAUGUUACUCGACGCACAGUUCUAUCCCUAGGCGGAGAAAUCAAGGUCAGUUCCCAGAAAGGCGUGGGCACAAAAGUCGUGACGAAAUUGAACCUCCAACGACCCCCAGAGUUCGCGCCCCCAGGUGCUCUAGGCAUGAACACAGUGGACGCAACUCGAGAAAUCACACAGGGCAAAUCAAUCGCCAUACUGCGACCAGGAUGGAACAAAGCGGAAGAGGUCCUCUGCUCGUCACUAAGCAAGAUAUGUCGAAAUGGGCUUGGCAUGAAUGCACACAUCUACAUAGUCGACGGAAAUCUCAAUACGGAAAAGCAUCUGCCUCGGUGUGAUUACUACAUUGUCACGCGGGAGGAUAUGAAUGUGCCGUCUAUCACGCCCGGCCCUGGCGAGCAUAUCGCUCCCCCGGUUAUUAUCCUUUGCUCAUCGCCUGCAAAUGCAAGUCGCAUGUACGCCGCUACACCGAUAGGAGACAAUACAAACGUGAUCGAGUAUAUCAGCCAGCCAUGCGGACCACACAAACUAGCGAAGACUUUGAAACUGUGCAGCUCGAACCAACAGAUGAAGCGCGAAUCUGCUGAUGAACAGAAAAUUCUACCUAUCCAGCCCGCGAUACCAAGUCCCAAAGCGGUGUUCAUGAGCCAGGAGCAAUACACAAGGCCCCUUAAGCUCCCUGAAGUGAGAAUCCCUCAGACCUCACCGCCGUAUCCUACUCCGUUAUCACCAACCCAGACCAAUCCGGAUCCAAUCCUCACAUCACAAACAGUACUAAUCGUAGACGACAACGAAAUUAACGUGCAGAUCCUGGUCGCAUUCAUGAAAAAGCUCGCCUAUGAAUACGUGGUAGCACGGAAUGGACUCGAGGCCUUGGACACAUUCAAAGCAGACCCGGCCAGAUUCAAACUGAUCUUGAUGGACAUCUCCAUGCCAGUAAUGAACGGUCUCGAUUCUACAAAGCACAUACGCGACUUCGAGCGACAGAAACAGCUCGAAAACCCUCAAUUAAGAAGACCCGUGACUAUAGUCGCCCUGACUGGUCUUGGACAACCGGAUAUCCAACGCGACGCUAUCGGGUCUGGGAUGGAUCUGUUCUUGACGAAGCCAGCACCGUUGAAGAAGUUGGCGAGGGUCAUUGAGAAUGCAGACUCUUUUACGAGCGCGGGCUUUGGUUUUGAUGAUUUUGACAUGGCUCAUCAGGAAUAAUCUUGUUUGUUUUUAUUCAUUUGAUACCCUAAGUAUGAUUAUGGUUCUUUCAAGGUUGAAGUUUUUGAGUAUUGUAUAUUAGCCAGACUGAUAUUAAAAUAGUGAAUACGGAAUGCUCUAGACCGC
This is a messenger RNA of Aspergillus ruber CBS 135680, 3723 nucleotides long. RefSeq lists its product as uncharacterized. The record is from RefSeq and is a predicted model, not a curated record. The transcript has 3 exons. The coding region runs from base 1 to 3597 and encodes 1198 amino acids. Lineage: Eukaryota; Fungi; Ascomycota; Eurotiomycetes; Eurotiales; Aspergillaceae. Gene Ontology annotation, biological process: phosphorylation; phosphorelay signal transduction system. Gene Ontology annotation, molecular function: phosphorelay sensor kinase activity.